AAUCAUAGCAACGAUAUUAUCGAACAAACAUCAAACUUUCAUAAACAUUGGGAGAAGAGACGAUAAAAUAUUCUAUUUCAAGACAAAAACUGUCAAAAUAAUAAUUAUAUCCUUUGGAAUAUGGAGAUUCAAUAUGCAUAUCAAAAAAAGAGAAGCGAAUUUGGAAGGCAGUGCAUGUUUUCCGAUAAAGGCCCCGAUUUAAUUGAUAAUUUUCCGUCAGACAGGAAAUUAUACAAGGACUAUAUUUUGAAAGAUCCGGUAUCAAGAAGUACGCAAUGCGCCCCAAUUCAAGCAGAACAUUUCCUAAACACUAUGAGAGCGGAAUACACAAAUUCUUCCAUGAACCACGUGGAAGGUGGAUGGCCCAAAGACGUCAAUACUGCCGAUGAAGAACAAACCAAAAGAUACAGGCGGAAAAUAGAAAAAGACGAAGGAUUCAACCAUACUAUGAUGCAAUUGUUCAAAAAUAUGGAAAACUGCAUCCUUCAGAACAACGCCAUCAAUAUCUACCAGCAAUACUUCUCCGACGUUGAACCGACCCCUCUAGUUGAGAGAAGCUCUGCCAGAACAGUCAACGUCUAUCAGGACCAAUGUACGCCGACGAGACCGAUAACCCACAUAUCUUGGUCCCCGGACAACCAGACAAAACUGGCCGUCUCUCAUUGCAAUAUGGUGUUUCACUUUCCGGUUCAGUCGGCCUUCUCAUAUAUUUGGGAAGUUGAAAAUCCCAAUCUCCCGCUUCUAACACUGAAACCGGAACACCCCAUCGUUUGCCUCGAAUACAACCAAAAAGAUCCGCACUCUCUGGUAAGCGGACAAUUGAACGGCCAAGUCGCCGUGUGGGAUACGAGAAAAGGUUUCGAACCUGUUGAACUCAGCGUCAUCGAGAACAGUUUCAGAGACCCCGUCCACAACGUGCUCUGGAUCCACUCGAAAACGGGUACGGAGUUCUUCAGUUCAUCCACCGACGGACAAGUAAAAUGGUGGGAUAUCAGAAAGUUAUCAGAACCAACCGAAACCCUUAUAUUAGAUUACAACAAAGAUGAAGACCAAAGUCUCGCAAACGCCAUGGGAGCCUCCUGUUUAGAAUAUGAAAGUACUAUCCCGACACGUUUCAUGGUGGGAACAGAACAAGGUGUGGUUAUUUCCUGUAAUCGGAAAGGAAAAACUGCUUUGGAGAAGAUGCCCACCCGAUUCAACGCUCACAUGGGGCCAGUUCUAGCGCUACAGAGAAAUCCGGGUUUUGUCAAGAAUUUCUUGACUAUAGGAGACUGGACUGCGAAAAUAUGGUCGGAGGACUGUAGAGAAAGCUCUAUAAUGUGGACAAGUUUCCACAAGGCAAUGCUGACAGAUGGAUCUUGGAGUCCAACCAGAUUAUCGGUGUUCUUUACAACUAGAUCCGACGGCACUCUGGACGUUUGGGACGUCCUGCAACAACAAAAACAAGCCUGUUUGGGCGUUAAAGUAUGCGACGAACCACUGAAAUGCCUGAGAACUCACGACAUGGGGCGACUUGUGGCAGUAGGCAACCAACAAGGAAAGAUUUAUUUGGUGGAAUUCAGCGAGAACUUAUCAGUGUCCAAUAAGAACGACAAAAUGCUAUUAACCGCCAUGUUCGAGAGGGAGAGCCGCCGGGAAAAAAUCCUGGAGGCCCGAAACAGGGAGAUGCGUUUGAAGCAGAAGACGAAACAAUCAGUUGCCGCAUUCGUGGAUGAAGACGCAUCGAGAGGGGAUGUGACGGAAGCAGCAGAGGCGACUUUCGCUGACAACUUCGUGAAGCAGUCGGAGGCGGAUUUCUAUCAGAAGAUCGAGGCAGAGGUCGCGGCUUCCAAGCCUAAGCAAGAGGAACCUGAAGAAGCCGAAGAACUUGAAGGGAAAGGGGGUUUCCGCUCUGAAAUGAUUUUGGAUCAGGACAUGUCUGAGGAUAAGGUAGCCGAUGAAGAGGAGAAAGAAAAGGAAAAAGUUGAGGAGAAGGGCAAGGAGAAAGCGACGAGUACGAAGAAGCCCAAGAAGAAAUGAAGUGUUCUACUUUAUCGUUGUUGAAAUGCUUGUUGUCUUCUUGAAAUGAAUAAAUAUGUUUAUUUACA
Molecule: messenger RNA, 2087 nt
Organism: Leptinotarsa decemlineata (Colorado potato beetle)
Lineage: Eukaryota; Metazoa; Arthropoda; Insecta; Coleoptera; Chrysomelidae
Gene: Dnai2
Product: dynein, axonemal, intermediate chain 2
Biological process (GO): outer dynein arm assembly; cilium movement
Cellular component (GO): outer dynein arm
Molecular function (GO): dynein light chain binding; dynein heavy chain binding
Source: RefSeq, a predicted model, not a curated record